Molecule: messenger RNA, 2858 nt
Organism: Patiria miniata (bat star)
Lineage: Eukaryota; Metazoa; Echinodermata; Asteroidea; Valvatida; Asterinidae
Exons: 11
Coding region: 30-1181 (383 amino acids)
Biological process (GO): carbohydrate catabolic process
Molecular function (GO): hydrolase activity, hydrolyzing O-glycosyl compounds; carbohydrate binding
Source: RefSeq, a predicted model, not a curated record
GUGGUUGUCGACAGGUGGCGCUAUUCAACAUGGCUGCCUCCACUGCGAAAUUUCCUUCAUUCAUCAAGUCCAAACUUUCGACGAAAGUUUGCAUUGUCGUCUUCAUUUUAGCGAUAAUUUUCUCACAGAUCAGAUUAGUGGUAAUGGUAGGCCUAUGUAAAGUUACCUGUGACACCUUGCCUUUGCCUCGGACGUACGUUGUUUACCGUCUGCAGCCGGGUGAAGUUAUCGAGGUAGACGGCAAGUUGGUCGACAAAGCCUGGACCGAAAUUUCUCCCACUGAGCCGUUUGUUGACAUUCAAGGAAAAUAUUUUCCCAAACCUCGGUUUGAGACAUGGGCCAAGCUGCGAUAUGACGACACCUACCUUUACAUUGGCGGCUAUCUGCAGGAGACAGAUGUCUUUGCAAACCAAACCAAACAUGAUUCCGUUGUUUUCAAAGACAAUGAUUUUGAGGUUUUCACUGAUCCAGAUGGAAGCACACACUGGUACAAAGAGUUUGAAAUUAAUGCCAUUAACACCACAUGGGAUCUCAUCUUGAAUAAGCCUUACAUCAAUGGCGGCUCUCCUAACAGCGGCUUUGAGAUGCCAACUAUGAAGAGCGCCAUCUAUGUUGAUGGACCUGUCAAUAAUCCACUCAUUAAUGAUUCUUACUGGACCGUUGAGCUUGCCUUGCCUCUGAAAGACCUGGUUACGAAUGACAGUGUGGCCAGGGCACCGCCUAAGAAUGGGGACCAGUGGAGAAUCAACUUCAGCAGAGUGGAGUGGCAUGUUAGAAAUGUCAACGGACAUUACGAAAAGGUGCCAGGUCUUCCUGAAGAUAACUGGGUCUGGUCACCACAGCACGUCAUCAAUAUGCAUCUGCCAGAAAGAUGGGGAAUUAUUCAGUUCAGCACAGACAAGGUAAAUGGUAGCAAGUUCAUGCGAGAUCCCAAGUGGCCCAUGUAUAGCAGUCUGGUGGCGGUAUACAAUGCUGAAAAGAUAUUCAAUGCCAUAGCUGGUUACUACACAAGCAACCUUACUCAGUUGGAACUCCCCAGCUAUGUGACCGAGGGACUGUGUGCUGGCAAGCCACAAAUCACGGUCAUCAACAACUACAAUUUCAACGCCACAGUCAAACCACUGGACUCGACUUUGCCUACUGGCCAUGUCCGAGAUGAUAGAUACAUAUGGUUUUCUUAAGGUUGCACAGUACGUCUGAAAUAUUGCAGCAAUUUUUUUUUUUUUAAAUAAGCAUUUUGAGGACACCUCAACCACAGAUUCUGACUUCUGAUUGGGUGAAAGUUUGUCACAUGAUAUUUUCUCGCCUCAUACUGAAAACUUUUGUGAGUAAUCUUAGUGACCAGUUAAACGUCUUUGUGUGUGUUUUUCUGACACAAAGGCCUUUUCGCACAAGACAAAAUUCGGGCUUGAUGAUGCAGGAUUGAUCAAGGGUUGAAAACGUGCGGCGUUUCACACUUGAACAUUUUUAACCCUGCGCCAACCCUGCGUCAACCCUGAGACUGGUUUCACCCGGGUUGAGCUCAACCUUGCCCCAAACCAGGGUUGAGAUUUUCAACCCAGGUUGAAACUCAGGUUCCAAACAGUAGUACCUGAGCAAAAUAAGCGAUGAGGGUUGAGCUCAACCUUGCCCCAAACCAGGGUUGAGAUUUUCAACCCAGAUUGAAACUCAGGUUCCAAACAGUAGUACCUGAGCAAAAUAAGCGAUGAGGGUUGAGCUCAACCUUGCCCCAAACCAGGGUUGAGAUUUUCAACCCAGGUUGAAACUCAGGUUCCAAACAGUAGUACCUGAGCAAAAUAAGCGAUGCGGGGUUAAACAGGGGUUUGAAAAACCAAAACCUGAACCUGUAUCAAAUAAACAUGGAAUGCUCAUUAGAAGGCUGAUGAGAUCAGCUUGGCUAGUUUUGCUAUAUCACCGAACCAGUGCAUAUUUUUGUAAGAUAUCUUGUUUGCAGCAUUGUGCAAAACAGCUUUUAGAAAGUUUUGUACGUGUAUGUCAUUUGAAAUGAAGUUGUCUUAAUUUCCUCAAAAAUUCAAUGCGAAUGCAAAGGCUUAAAGCUAGUAGAAUGCUGUUGGAAAGAGAAAUGUGGGAUAUUGGCAAAUCUUAAUCUUAAAAAUCUGUGAGACAGGAAAAAAAUAUAUAGAAUGGAAAAAGUGUACAAAUAAUGAUUUGGGAGUGCAAUGGUAAGAAUAAUUUUAUGAGGUGACAGCUGGAAUAUUCGCUUUCACGAGGCGAAGCCAAGAGGAAUGGAACAUUCGUCUGUCACCGAAUUAAAUUACUCUUUCCACUGCACGAAUGUGAAACAGUCUUUAUAUGUUUUAUACAACACUUGAAUAAAUCCUAUUCAUCUGAUUGGUCAGCGCCACCAAAAGGCUGACCGUCAAUGGAACUUCCAUUUAACGUGGAAUGGAAUUUCUAUUUUUGCGAUGCUGCUGCGUCGUAUAAUUUAGUGACACGUGAUGAACGACACACCAAUCAGAUGACGGGAAUUUACUGGGACGUUGUAUAAAACAAGAUAAAAUUACAACUUGUUCAUUGCCAAUAUGUGUGGUACUUUCUUUACAUUACAAAUUUCAAUUGAAAGCUAAUUAAGGUUUAUUUAAGUUAUAUUUGUCUACAAGUUUUUUUGUUUUUUUAAAUUGUAAACGGUCGUAAAUGAAAUGUUGAACUCUGAAAAACCUGUAUCAGUGCUCGACCAACUGAACUAGCUUACCCGAAGUUGAUCAGUUUCAAAAUUUGUCAGCGUCACAUCAGGGGCGGAUCCAGGAAUUUUUGAAGGGGGCGUGUUCAUCAGCAUAAAAUUAGGAAAUGUAGACAGGUUUUUGUCUCCGGCCUCCGAAAAUCAAUGGGGGGGGGGG